This is a messenger RNA of Spirodela intermedia, 8678 nucleotides long. The record is from the annotation of a GenBank genome assembly. Lineage: Eukaryota; Viridiplantae; Streptophyta; Magnoliopsida; Alismatales; Araceae.
AUGGCGACUUUUGCAAAACCGGAAAAUGCUCUAAAGCGAGCAGAGGGUAAGUUAGACCUAGUGGUAACGUUUUGGUUUUCCUAAAGUUCAUACUGGUGCAAGUAGACUGAUUGCUUAAAUUUUCGUUUACCAUGCUUAGCGAUAAAUAAGGCGUGCCUCUUAGAAUGCUAAACUUGCCUAAGCCUAUUGCAUGCCAGAUCUUGCUUAAUAAUUUAUUUUGAGAACCUGGACACCUGGAAAUCAUUUUAUCUCUGAGAAGAAUAUGUAGAUUUCAACUAAAGAAGGAUGCCGAUUUUCAAUCUUUUAUUGUUGUAAUUAUCAUAUUCUGUAGAAAGCAGAUACACAAUGUCUUAUUGUUUUCUUGACCACUCGUUGCUUGUUAUUAAUCCGAAGUUUCGUAUUGGAAACUUUUAUUUUAAGUUGCAGUAUCUCGAAAAUUUACUGUAUUUAGGAUUUAGAGCUGAAUUUCAUUAUCUUUCUUUGCAGAAUUGAUAAAUGUAGGUCAGAAACAAUCUGCUUUGCAAGCGCUCCAUGAUGUUAUCACAUCUAAAAGGUACAGGGCUUGGCAGAAGCCUUUGGAGCGUAUCAUGUUCAAGUAUGUUGAGCUGUGUGUGGACUUGCGGAGAGGCAGAUUUGCCAAAGAUGGCCUAAUUCAAUAUCGGAUUGUUUGCCAGCAAGUUAAUGUUAGCUCUUUGGAGGAGGUUAUAAAACAUUUUAUGCAACUUUCAACUGAGAAAGCGGAGCAGGCUCGAAGCCAAGCUCAGGCACUCGAAGAUGCCUUGGAUGUUGAGGAUUUAGAGGCUGACAAGAGACCAGAAGACUUAAUGCUCAGUUACGUCAGUGGGGAGAAAGGGAAGGAUCGCUCAGACAGGGAGCUGGUUACUCCGUGGUUUAAAUUUCUAUGGGAAACCUACAGGACUGUGUUGGAGAUCCUUCGCAACAAUUCCAAGUUGGAAGCCUUGUAUGCGGUAAGCUACCUCAUUUUGCUGUAGCCACUAUCCCUGGUACAUUUUAAACAAUAUUACAUCUCUUUUUUUCUUUUCCUCAUCUCAGCACUUUAUCUUUUCAUGUAAUUUGUUUUGAAGAUUUUUUAACUAAAAUUAGUGGAGCAAGUUAGUCUUUUGCUAGGAAGACGAUCUAAUGAGCAACAUAUUCUGCCUAGAUAAUCAAUGGUGUACUUUCGUAGAAAUAAUGGUUCUCUUUAUGCUUUUUGCGGUUUGUUUACUCAGAGAAAGCACAAUAAACUAUCUAUGGAUUUCGUAUUGUUUGAUGAUCAUUGCCAAGGCUGCCCCUGAGACUGUUAAUGACUAGUGGGAAGGUGUAUGUGAGAGAAGCAGCUGAUUUUUUCACGCUUAACUUGCGAUGUGUUAGUUUAAGGGCUAAUUAAGGUUUCGUAUGUUUUAUGGAAUAUUCCCUGGAACCGAAGUCAUGUCAAUUUCUGCAGUACCGUGACAACGGAUUUGUAAGUCUGGUUGCUUAGUGAGGAAAGUUGUACAUGCUACUCAUGAUUAUUUAAUCGAAUAAAUGCGUAUAUGAGUACGGAUGUAUCUAUAGAGUGUGACUGAGAUAAAUUACUUUUAAUUUUUUUUUUUUUGCAGUGAAAACGAAUGUCGUGUUUUUUUGCACGGCAAGAAACUGUAUUACAAAUUAUGUUUGGAAGAUAACUGUGGUCAUAUUUGCUGUAGCUGAAGCUUAGUAUGGUCGUCUGAGAUGAUUCAGUUUCAUGGAAUGACGUGAAAAUCGCAGAAGCGAGCAGCUUUUGGAAUUAUGAGUUACUAAUUUAAAUAGGUUAUCACAGUAUCCCGAAUGUAUAUUAUGUAUGAUGUGGAUUGCAAUGAAUUUUAACACGAAGACUACAUAUGUAACAUUUGAUCCCGUGGAAUUAUAGAAUGAAGUUUAUCAUUUGCAUCGUGUGUUAUUCCUUAGGAUUUCGUUCAUUAAAAGGAAUGCAAUGACCUUUUUGGAAUACCAUGCACAGUAAAAUUGCCUUUCCUUUGAGGAUGUAAUGGAUUUUUAAUUAGCUUUGAUGUAAUGCUUACCUCGUCAACACGUAUUAUUUAUGACAUUGCUGUUGAUUGAAAGACGCUAAUGUUUUUUUGCUCUCUUUUUAGAUGACCGCCCACCGAGCCUUCCAGUUUUGUAAGCAAUAUAAGAGAACCACUGAAUUCCGCAGACUUUGCGAAAUCAUAAGGAACCACCUUGCUAAUCUGAACAAGUAUCGAGAUCAGAGGGAUAGGCCUGAUUUGGCAGUUCCUGAAACUUUGCAGCUCUUCUUGGAUACUAGAGUAGAGCAGCUCAAGAUUGCAACUGACCUUGAGCUAUGGCAGGUUGUGAACUCGUAGCUUUGAUGUUCCCAUAUUUAGUUGUUAUUUCACUGACUGUAUUAGAUAACAUAAUAUUUGAACGGAGGUUUUAAUUGUGUUUUUCAGGAGGCAUUUCGUUCUGUUGAGGAUGCCCAUGGUCUAAUGUGUAUGGUUAAGAAGACGCCAAAGCCAUCUUUGAUGGUCAUCUAUUAUGCCAAGCUAACGGAGAUAUUCUGGGUUUCGGAUAGUCACCUAUAUCAUGCAUAUGCAUGGCUCAAACUUUUUGUUCUCCAGAAAAGUCACAACAAAAACUUAUCUCAGAAGGAUCUGCAAUUGAUAGCAUCUUCUGUUCUGUUGGCUGCUCUGUCAGUAGCUCCAUAUGACUCUAAACAUGGUGCAUCGCACAUGGAACUUGAAAAUGAAAGAGAGCGCAAUUUGAGAAUGGCUAGUCUCAUAAACUUUAGUCUCGAGCCUAAACGAGAGAGCAAAGAAAUGGUAUUCUCUUGUGAAAUUUCCACCAUUUAUGCUGUUUUCUUGACACUUAUCUAUCCAAGAUUCUGACAGCCCUUUUGAACUUAUCUGCAGCUGACAAGGUCAUCACUCCUUGCAGAAUUGGUAAGACAUUAAUUUUUUGUUGAAACCUUUUUUUUCUCUUUUGAAAGAUCAUUAACUUUUCAAGUAAGGUUGAAAUCGUCAAUUUUUAGUUGUGGCAUCCGUCAUUGAAGAUGCGACUUGCUUGUGAAAGUUAAUGAUUACGUUAUCUUUAUGGAAACCAAUUGCACUGACUCUGGUACAGCUCUGAAGAUGUUGUCAUGGCUUCCAAUCUAUUACCCAUAGUGUAGAUUGGCUUGAAACCGUUUAAUUGAUGAAAAUAAACCUGCAAAGCAUCCCGUAUGUUUUAUAGAGUCUUCUAUCACCGAACAUGUAAGCAUCUAGUCAUUCAAAUGUAAAAGUGCAGCUGCUCCUUCAGUUGUUCAUGUGAUGAUCUGUAAGAUUACAUGAUAAUAUAAUAUUGAAUAUCCAGGUUACAUUUGUAGAUGUACGGACUAUUAACUUCUGUAUAAUUUACGAGCUUUGAUCUGAUUAAUUUGAGUAAUUUUAGCUUGAAUCAUCAUGCCUACUGGACGAGCUAAUGUUUGAAGAGAUAUUCUCAUUCUUGCAUCCCAACUGGACGACCAUAGUCAGGACACCUGAUACACCUCAGUUUCUGGAAGGAGAAAAUGUUCACUUGUUUGAUUUGGGCAAUGCUCUAUGAAAAGUUGGCACAAUCAAGUCGGAAGGCCUCAUUGUUUCAUGCCAACCUUUUACGGGAAAAUACCUUAGCGGUUUUAUAGAUGGAACCUGAUCAAAGAAUUACUGAAUGUACUGGGUAUUACAAUCAUUUUGGUGUGACAAUGAUUUAUCGGCCAAUUCAAUUUCUUUAAAAGCAUAUGAUAAAACCUAGGGAAUCUCCAUGUGUCGGCUCUUCUCUCUCUCUCUCUCUCUCUCUCUCUUUGUGUGUGUGUGUGUGUGUGUGUUGCUUCCCGACCUUUCUCCUCUCUUCUUCAAAAAAACUCUUAAUUGUCUUAGAUUCCAUCAUAUGAUUGUUUGGACAUUUUAUACUUCAUAUUAGCAAUUUUCACAUGGCCAUAUUGUGCAUGAAUGUCAUUUAAUGACAGUACCUUUUUUAAUGGAAACAUUAACAUAUCUUAUUGGCUAGAUCCAGUUUAAAAGUCUAGAAGUCCAUACAUUCUUCCGAUGGUCUUAAACCUAGUUUGAAUGAUUGAAUGCUGCUAUUUACACAACGAGAUAUAUGUGUAUUCCUGUCUCAUGCGUUCAUUAUUUAUUACAUAUUUAUCUUAGCAAAAGUCUCAGGGUUGGCUGCUGCGGGAGUGCUUUUUUCUCAAGCAGUAUUCAGUAUAGUUGAAGAAAUCACUGUCCUGGGACUGCAAUUUGCUUUGCGCUAUAGUUUGACUAAUGCAAUUUCUAGCAAGUAAAAAAGUUAGUACGUGAACAAUGACUUCUGUGAUCUUUCUCAGACGGUUUCAGUAAGAUACAUAAAAGAUGAUGAUAUCACUGUCUUAAAAUUCUUGGUAUCUAAUAUUUUUCCUGGUGAUUCUCUAUUGAUAUUUAUUACGGGGAAACAAGGUUGUUCACUUCUUCCAUGUUUUGGCUGUUCGGAUUGGCAUGUUUGUUCCUGUCAGAUGGUAACAUCACUGAUGAUUUCCAUCAGUCUUUUGUCUCAUAAGUGACUGUUCACAUUUAAUUACAAUGUUUUACUCCUCGCCUCUUGUUGACUAACUUGCAAAAUUUUAUUUUCUGAAGGCUUCGAAAGGUGUCAUGUCUUGUGUCUCACAAGAAGCGAAGGACCUCUACCAUCUUUUAGAACAAGAAUUUCUCCCAUUGGAUCUUUCUCCAAGAGUUCAACCCCUGUUGGCCAAGAUAUCGAAAAUUGGAUCUAAGCUUGCUUCAGCUUCGUCUGUUCCAGAGGUUCAAUUGUCACAGUAUGUUCCUGCUCUAGAAAAACUAACUGCCUUGAGAGUUCUUCAGCAGGUUUGUUUUCUUUUCGAGGUUUUUUUGAGCAGAUGUUGAUUAGGAGGUAGCUUCAUCGUACUGAUAACUCAGCUAUCAUUUCCUUCUUUUUCAGGUCUCUAAGGUGUACCAGACAAUGAAAAUAGAGAUGAUCUCAAAGAUGAUCCCGUUCUUUGACUUUUUAGCGAUAGAGAAGAUUGCAGUUGACGCAGUGAAAUAUGAUUUUGUUUCGAUGAAAGUUGAUCACCUGAAUGGUGCAGUUCAUUUUAAUAAUUUGGUGCGUACACUUCUCAUCUCUUGAUGGAUUUUACAUUUAAUACUUUAUUUUAUCGGAUAUUAUCUAGAAUUCUGUCUUUUAUUGUAUAGAGGUAUGCAUGUUUGUGAUUGCACUUAUGUGAACUUUGAUCAAUGUAUAGAGGUAUACAUUUGAUACUUCUGUCUUUGGGAUUUUGUUUUUACUUUAAAUGCUAUUUUUUCAUCUGUAGAAUUUUCGAGGCUUUGCUUUGAUUUUCUCUUUAUAUCCUUGUAUCAUGGACUUAGAUUUAAACUUGAUUUCCCAUAUUGGCAAAGGUCCAUCUUUUCUGCAUUAUGGUGCGCUAAACUUCUUUGAUGCUUGUAAUAUCUUCAUUUACGUGGUGCAGCAUGUUAUUCUCGUCUGUUAAUUUAAUCUAUGUGGUGCAGCAUUUACGUUGAAAUGGAUGAUGUACAGAAUGUGGUUGUUUUUAUGUCCUUGUCGUUGAUUUCUGUACACGCUGUUGUUCGUAAAUACAUCGUUGUUAUCCCAAACUAUAGUUAGUGAGGAGAGUCAAAGUUUCUAGGCUGAGGAUAUAAGUUCUUUAUUUUAUUUAUUUUCAGAGUCAUGAUUUGGGUUGAAAAGUUGAUGAAAAUCCUGGUAUACGUGAUGGUUUUCCUUACCUUUUACUGUUUUACUAGUAUACUUGACGGUUUGCCCUGUUCUUUUAAGCGUUGAUUUGUAUUUUUUAUGAAUUAUUUAUAUUUUGUCAUGAUUUAUUUUCGUUUUGACUUUUUAAUCUCGAGGUAUAUUUGCUUAGAACCUGUAUAUUUACCUUUGUGACUUCUAAUUAAAGAUCUAAUUUUUAGGACCUUGAAUCCGAUGGGCUUCGUGAACACCUUGCGAUACUUGCUGAAUCUUUAAAUAAAGCCAGGAACAUGAUUUAUCCUCCGGUUAAAAAACAAUCGAAGCUAGGGGAGAACUUUGUGAAUUUGGCAGAGGUGGUGGACAAGGAACACAAGAGACUCCUUGCCCGGAAGUCAAUAAUUGAGAAGCGCAAAGAAGAGCAUGAACGGCAAAUGCUAGAACUUGUAUACCUCUCGACCUUUCUCAUGUCCUACUGCUUCUCAUGCGCUAGCUGUCUUUUUUUUUUUUUUUUGAUUUUUUUCUGACCUAAUUUUAUGAUUCGGAAGGAGCGUGAAGAAGAGUCAAAGAGAAUGAAAUUACAAAAGUUAACUGAGGAAGCUGAGCAGAAGAGACUUGCAACUGAAUAUUCUCGUCGUGAGGAGCAAAGAAUCCGUCGCGAAAUUGAGGAACGUGAAAAUCAAGAGGCUCAGGCAUUACUUUUGGAAGCAGAAAAGCGAGGUAAAAAGAAGGGAAAGAGGCCAGCUAUUGAAGGGGUAAGCUUUGUUCAUGAUCUCGGAGCCUAUUAUUUGCACUUGAUUCCAAAUUUUGCAACUAGAACACUAAUGACGAGUUGUCUCAGCAAGUAGUAAAAUUCUAUCCAGUAUAGUUUGUUUCUAUACGUACAAUACUGAGCAUAAUGAUGAAGUUAGGAACGGAAAAUUUUAGACUGAAUGUUGGUUUAUGAAUGCCAUUUUCUUUUCCCGCAUUAUUCAUGUAUUUUAUUUCUCUUUAAAAUGUUUUUGUCAGGAAAUAUCUGUAAUUAUCUCAUGUACAGUUAUUAUGUUGAUCUAGACUCCAUUGUUUAGUAAUUCAAAGAUCAGGGGGGAGGAGCAUGGGGAACAUCGUUUCUAACCUGCACAAACCUGUCCUUUUUGUGUUUCUAUUAUAAGCUUAUAUAUACAUCUGAUUGAACGGUAUGCCAUUUUUUAAGUUUUUUACAAGUAAAUUUACAUCAUAAUAAUAGUGUGAUCAUUCAGAAUUCACUGGAGCAUUUGUAUUUAGAACUGGCGGCAUGCUACUGUUGACUUUCUAUAAAAGUCAACAGUAGGUCGCAGAUCAGCAGUAAUGUUCCAUAGCGAUUCAAAUCUCUGCAAUCACCUCGAGAAAAGAAGUUUUAUUUAUUUAUUUUAAAAAGGUGCAUUCAAGUUUUGUAAUGACCUGUGGUCGAUUAUUUGAACAAUUUUGAUUUGUGCAGGAGAAGGUAACGAAGCAGGCUCUGAUGGAGUUAGCAUUAAGCGAACAGCUCAAGGAGCGCCAGGAGAUGGAGAAGAAGCUGCAGAAGCUGGCCAGAACGAUGGACUACAUGGAAAGAGCAAAAAGGGAGGAGGAGGCCCCGCUGAUCGAGGCGGCAUACCAGCAGCGUUUAGUGGAGGAGCAAAUACUUCACGAACAGGAGCAGCUGGUUGUUUACUUUUGAGCUUAUCUUCCUCUACUACGCUUUUGCCUCGUAUCAGUCCAUUUCUUGGACAUAAUUCUUAUCUCGCCGUUGUGUGAUCUCUUCACAGCAAGCAAACGAGCUCAGCAAACAGCAUCACGUAGGAGAUCUCCAGGAGAAGAACAGGCUCUCGAGGAUGUUCGAGAAUAAGGUUCACUUACCACAUUCUCUCUUCUUUUGGAAACUGCAUUAAAGCAAUCCUUCUGUUUAGAUUAGGGCUCCUGAGCCUCUGAUCUUGCUGCCCAUUAAUCCAGCUUCUUCUACCCAUAUCUCAAGUUUUUAUAGAUAUUUAAUCAUCACCAGAGACUCCUUUCAGUAUUGUACCCAUUGUUAGUGGAGAUUUUCUCUGCUAGAAUGCUCAAGGGCCUGAUUUGCUUCUACUGAUGAUUUCUUCAGCUGAGAUGGUUUCUAGCCUUCCUUUCUGCCCGGAUCAUGCGGAGAUUUUCUGGAAUGGCUGGAAAUUCACAAGGAUCUCAUCUUGGUUCCCAUUGCUGUAACAGGUUGUGUUCCAGGAGAAGAUUGUCAGCCAUCGUGAGGCGGAGUACAGUCGCUUGAAGAAGGAGAGGGAUGAGAGAAUCAGGCAGCUCGUAGCAGAGAGGAGGCGCGAGAGGGAAACCAAGCGCAAGCUCAUCUUCUUCCUGAAAUCCGAGGAAGAGCGGCUCACCAGGCUGCGGGAAGAAGAGGAGGCGCGGAAGCAAGAAGGUGAACGAACUGGCGGCUGAUUUCCUGGAUUUUAUGCUAAUUAUAGUGCUCCCCUCUGAGAAUGAAACGUUCUUGUUGUGUUGCAGAAAUUGAGAGGAGGAAGAGGGAGGAGGUUGAGCGCAAGGCCAAGCUGGAUGAGAUUGCUGAACGGCAGAGGCAGAGGGAGAAGGAGCUGGAGGAGAAGGAGAGGCUGAGGAGAGAAGCACUCUUGAGGGCGGUUCCUGAGCCACCUCCGCGGGGCUUUGACCUUCCUGUAGCCGGAGCACGGCCUGCCGAACCUGUGGUAGCGGCACCUGCAGCGGCGGCACCUGCAGCGGUGGCACCCGCAGCGGCGGUUCCACCAGCGGCGGCUCCACCAGCCGCUGCGCCCGCGUCCGGCAAAUAUGUGCCCAGGUUCCGCCGUGAGACUGCCCCCGCCGCCGCCCCGCCGCCGGAGGGCGACCGGUGGAGCAGGCCGGAUGACCGCCCUCCCCAAGCUGGCGGUGGGGAUCGAUGGCGGAGCGACGACCGCAAGCCGUUCCCGGGCGGCGGCGCCUCCAGGGCGCCGACGUCCUCGACCUCGUGGUCCUCAUCCAGGGGGCGCAACUGA